Messenger RNA from Rana temporaria (common frog), 1161 nucleotides. RefSeq names its product cilia- and flagella-associated protein 251-like. Lineage: Eukaryota; Metazoa; Chordata; Amphibia; Anura; Ranidae. The annotation marks the transcript as partial. The transcript has a single exon. The record is from RefSeq and is a predicted model, not a curated record.
GAAGAAGAAGAAGAAGAAGAAGAAGAAGAAGAAGAAGAAGAAGAAGAAGAAGAAGAAGAAGAAGAAGAAGAAGAAGAAGAAGAAGAAGAAGAAGAAGAAGAAGAAGAAGAAGAAGAAGAAGAAGAAGAAGAAGAAGAAGAAGAAGAAGAAGAAGAAGAAGAAGAAGAAGAAGAAGAAGAAGAAGAAGAAGAAGAAGAAGAAGAAGAAGAAGAAGAAGAAGAAGAAGAAGAAGAAGAAGAAGAAGAAGAAGAAGAAGAAGAAGAAGAAGAAGAAGAAGAAGAAGAAGAAGAAGAAGAAGAAGAAGAAGAAGAAGAAGAAGAAGAAGAAGAAGAAGAAGAAGAAGAAGAAGAAGAAGAAGAAGAAGAAGAAGAAGAAGAAGAAGAAGAAGAAGAAGAAGAAGAAGAAGAAGAAGAAGAAGAAGAAGAAGAAGAAGAAGAAGAAGAAGAAGAAGAAGAAGAAGAAGAAGAAGAAGAAGAAGAAGAAGAAGAAGAAGAAGAAGAAGAAGAAGAAGAAGAAGAAGAAGAAGAAGAAGAAGAAGAAGAAGAAGAAGAAGAAGAAGAAGAAGAAGAAGAAGAAGAAGAAGAAGAAGAAGAAGAAGAAGAAGAAGAAGAAGAAGAAGAAGAAGAAGAAGAAGAAGAAGAAGAAGAAGAAGAAGAAGAAGAAGAAGAAGAAGAAGAAGAAGAAGAAGAAGAAGAAGAAGAAGAAGAAGAAGAAGAAGAAGAAGAAGAAGAAGAAGAAGAAGAAGAAGAAGAAGAAGAAGAAGAAGAAGAAGAAGAAGAAGAAGAAGAAGAAGAAGAAGAAGAAGAAGAAGAAGAAGAAGAAGAAGAAGAAGAAGAAGAAGAAGAAGAAGAAGAAGAAGAAGAAGAAGAAGAAGAAGAAGAAGAAGAAGAAGAAGAAGAAGAAGAAGAAGAAGAAGAAGAAGAAGAAGAAGAAGAAGAAGAAGAAGAAGAAGAAGAAGAAGAAGAAGAAGAAGAAGAAGAAGAAGAAGAAGAAGAAGAAGAAGAAGAAGAAGAAGAAGAAGAAGAAGAAGAAGAAGAAGAAGAAGAAGAAGAAGAAGAAGAAGAAGAAGAAGAAGAAGAAGAAGAAGAAGAAGAAGAAGAAGAAGAAGAAGAAGAAGAAGAAGAAGAAGAAGAAGAAGAAGAAGAAGAAGAAGAAGAAGAA